AUGGCUUCUAUUCAUGAUUUAAAUCGCCCACCAAAUCCCUUCUGGGAUUAUUUGGCGGCUUCCUUGGAGGAUCAUCCUUUCUUUGCUCCUCGAGGACACCAUCAUCCUCACCCGCCCCCUCCUUUCUGGGGCUGGGGCAACCAUCACCAUCCUCAUCACAACCACCAUGGACCACCUCCACCUCCGAAUGCAUUCUGGGGAUGGGAUCCCCGCGAACAAGACGAGGACCAUACUCGCGGCUUCGAGACCCCUCGUGCCCAGACCACCGAGCCCACCGCUGGCCCAUCUAGCUCCAACGAAAAGACCCGCGACACAGAGCAGGGAGCAACCUCAUCCUCCGAGCUCGAGACCGAUAACGAAAAGCGUCCCCAUGGCCGAUGUGGUAAGGGUAAGCACCACGGUCGUGGUGGUCCCCAUGGACUCGGUCGAGGUGGCCGGGGCCGCUGUGGACCAGGCCAUGAUCAUCCUGGCUUCAGGCCAUUCGGUCACCAUGGACGAGGUGGUCACCACUGGGGAGGUCGUGGCGGCCGAGGCAGACACCAUGGUGGCCCUCCUCCUCCCUUCGGCGCAGGGCCAGGCUUCCCGAACUUCGACUUCUUGCGCAAUAUUGCCUCGCAAUUUGGUAUCCAGUUGAACGGUCCAGCUCCCGAAGGUGUGGACUUUGUUCCAUCUGUUGAUGUCUUCGAUACUCCUACCAGUUAUAUUGUGCACGUCUCUCUGCCUGGUGCCAAGAAGGACGACCUGAGCAUUGAUUAUGAUCCCGAUGAGUCUGUCCUGCGCCUCGCGGGUGUGGUCUACCGACCUGGUAUCAGCGAGGAUUUGCACCAAGCUCUCGCAUUGGAGGAACGAACCCGCGAAGUUGGCGUCUUUGAGCGCGAAGUUCGCCUUGGAACACACGAGGCUCCCGCGGCAAUCUCCGUUCAUGAGAUCACCGCUAAAUUGGAGGAUGGUGUUCUGAACGUGACUCUCCCGAAGACUGAGUCGGAGCCAGAGCUGAAAAAGAAGGUUGUCGUUGAAGACGGGAAUAUUGUGAAUGAGAAAGACGCUAUGCAGGUGGAUGAGAAAGCCAGCGUGACGUUGACUCCCUCUGAAUCUGAUGAGAGUGAAUCUGAUGAUGGGGAGACUAAGGAAUAUGUCAAGGUCCCGGUGCAUUAA
Penicillium daleae is the source of this 1155-nucleotide messenger RNA. RefSeq names its product Hsp20/alpha crystallin family protein. Bases 1 to 1155 code for a protein of 384 amino acids. The transcript has a single exon. The record is from RefSeq and is a predicted model, not a curated record. Gene Ontology annotation, biological process: protein complex oligomerization; response to salt stress; response to heat. Lineage: Eukaryota; Fungi; Ascomycota; Eurotiomycetes; Eurotiales; Aspergillaceae.